UGGAAUCAGGAGGGAAUAAGCAGGACAUAACGAAUCCCCAAACAGGGAUUUCUGGGAAACUUGGGAAUUUUGAUCAACUUGGUGUAAUUUUGCAAUCCUAAAGAGAGCAUCACUAAAGCAUUGUAGAAAUGCUUAACUCCCACCAUCUCUCUCUCUCCUCCCUCCAGUUCUCGCGGGUGUUGAAGAACAGGGCGUGGCCCACCUUCAAGCAGGCCAAAACCAAGGUGUUCCCGCUCCACAGCAGCGACUUCUGUCCCACCAACUGCCAUGUGAACGUGAUGGAGGUGUCCUACCCCAAAACCACCACCUCUCUGGGCAGCGCCUUCAGAGUGCAGCUGGACAACAGGAAGAGUUCCACCCUGGAGAGAGGAGGUCGUAACGCCGAACAAGGUAAGCUGAACCCCAUGGUGUACGUACAACACACCAUCACCAGUAUGGCAGCUCCGUCAGGUCACAGUCUGGGUCGUACGGAGGGUCACGGCCUCCGCUUCCUGCUCCGGGAGGAUGACCUGAUGGUCUUGGACUCCUACCAGAAACUACUAGGCAAGCUGACCACGCUGGUGAAAGAGAUGGAGGGCCACGCCUCACAGAUACACGAGUGA
This is a messenger RNA of Oncorhynchus mykiss (rainbow trout), 602 nucleotides long. Its product is annotated as phosphatidylinositol 3,4,5-trisphosphate-dependent Rac exchanger 2 protein-like. Lineage: Eukaryota; Metazoa; Chordata; Actinopteri; Salmoniformes; Salmonidae. The record is from RefSeq and is a predicted model, not a curated record.